This is a messenger RNA of Danaus chrysippus (African queen), 1350 nucleotides long. The record is from the annotation of a GenBank genome assembly. Lineage: Eukaryota; Metazoa; Arthropoda; Insecta; Lepidoptera; Nymphalidae.
AUGAUGAUAUUAGCAUUAAUAUUUAUGUUCUUUCAAUCGUCAUUCGGCGCACCGAACUAUGCGCCUGCAAAUAAAACAAUAGCAAACUACAGCCCAGAGGAAUUGCUCUCUGAUAUACCGGAUUCUAAUGAAACCAUCGCCAGAGCUGGGUAUGGAUUACUAGCUAUAGAAAAUGAUCAAAAUUUUAAAUAUAACGAAAAUGAUGGAUAUAAUACACAUAGAAUCAAAUUUAAUGAUGCUACUGAUGAAGAUGGUCACUUUUUUGAUAACAAUGAAGACAGUCAAAAUGUUAAUAAUUACAAUUUACCAAAAAGAAAACGUAGACGAAGGAAACCGAAACAGAAUUACAUUGGCUUAAAUGAUCCCGGAACUCAAUACUACGCCCCCGGUAGUGGACUAAACCGAUAUCCUUAUAAGGCAGAACAAAACUACGCAUCAUCAGCCACCUCUUCAUUCUUAUCAUCAGUGAGUAACGCGUUAUCAUCUAUCAGUGAGCACGAUGAUCGUCAGUGUGUGGCCCGGUUACUGUGCGAGGCGGUCAGUGGGUCGCCAGCCUCCUCGCUGUUCGACAGAGUCUCAGGGUUACAACCCCUAUUGACCCUAGUAGCAGCAUACAGCGGUGUUCAGUCUUCCCCGGUUCAAAUGUUCGGGCGGGCGCUGCUGGUAGGAGCCUCCCGCAGUAAGGCCUCGUGUAUUGCCGCUCAUCCUCUCUGCCCUACGGACACAGAGGAACUAGUCCAUUACCUCAACAACCAUAAUGGAGAUUUUUUCAACGCACCAGACCGGCAGAACUUUGAACAAAUCAAUAACCAGUUACAUCAGAACCAAAUGUACAACCAGUAUUAUGGGUUAUACGGUUCACCAAACAAUGGAUUGUACCGACCAAGUCUCUAUACUCCAGGACAUCAAUAUGGAUUUGCUUUUCCAUAUAGCAACGAUAAAUAUGGAAAUAGAAUACAGAAGAGAAUACAGAAUAAUCCUAUUAGAGAAUAUGAGAAUUUUCAUCAGAAAACACAUCGAUGGACAUUUCCCGACAUUAAUAAUAAUGAUAUUAAUAAUUUUAAUCAUAUUAUAAAUACAUUAAAAUUUCCGUACGAUGAAUCAGAGGGUAGUCAUAGAAAAACUAGAGGCUUCACUUUUCCUUCUUAUAAUUAUGUAUCUGGAAUCGAUGGGAAUUUCUUCUCAAACGCUUACAAACCAACUUAUAAUCAGUUUUCAUACGAUGAAAGUCAUCACAAAAAGACUUCUCAUAGAUUUGAAGGUUUUCAGACAGUGUACGUCGUUAGAGGCAACGGGGAUCCAAAUUACCCUGAGGUUAUACAUCUCAGACCUGGUCAGAGUGUUCACUGA